Myxocyprinus asiaticus (Chinese sucker) is the source of this 3820-nucleotide messenger RNA. RefSeq names its product FACT complex subunit SPT16. Gene Ontology annotation, molecular function: nucleosome binding. The record is from RefSeq and is a predicted model, not a curated record. Lineage: Eukaryota; Metazoa; Chordata; Actinopteri; Cypriniformes; Catostomidae. Bases 148 to 3246 code for a protein of 1032 amino acids. The transcript is spliced from 24 exons. Gene Ontology annotation, cellular component: FACT complex. Gene Ontology annotation, biological process: transcription elongation by RNA polymerase II; positive regulation of transcription elongation by RNA polymerase II.
UUUUUUCCCCUUUCGUUUGUGGUUUAGUUGGUAUUCCAACAUUGAGUUUAAAUCAGAGUAGUGUGUUUAUAAGUGUGUAUAAGUGUGUGUAUAAGUGUAUAUUAGCUGCUGUAGUUUCUGAGUUUCAGUGUUUGUUGAUGUGAUAUUAUGGCGGUGAAUCUGGAUAAAGACGCGUUUUACCGCCGCAUCAAGCGACUCUACGGCAACUGGAAGAAAGGUGAAGAUGAGUUCGGCAAGGUGGAUGCCAUCGUGGUGUCCGUUGGUGUCGAUGAAGAGAUCGUAUAUGCCAAAUCUACAGCACUUCAGACGUGGCUGUUUGGUUAUGAGCUCACUGACACUAUAAUGGUGUUUUGUGAGACUAAAAUCCUUUUUCUUGCCAGUAAGAAGAAAGUCGAGUUUCUGAAGCAGGUGGCUGUUACCAAGGGCAACGAGAACGCCAAUGGAGUCCCUCCCAUCAUGUUACUCGUCAGAGAAAAGAACGAGAGCAACAAGGCAAACUUUGAGAAGAUGAUAGAAGCCGUCCGUGGGAGUAAAGAAGGCAAGACGGUGGGCGUGUUCAUCAAGGACAAAUUCCCAGGAGAAUACAUGAAGAGCUGGAGUGACAUGAUCACAGCCGAGGGGCUCGAGAGGGUGGACAUCAGUACUGUGGUGGCGUACACGAUGGCAGUGAAAGAGGACGGCGAGCUGGCGCUCAUGAAAAAGGCUGCUGCCAUCACCAGUGACGUCUUCACCAAGUUCUUCAAGGAGCGAGUCAUGGAGAUUGUGGACGCAGACGAGAAAGUGAAGCACAGUCGUUUGGCUGAGUCGGUGGAGAAGGCCAUUGAGGAAAGGAAGUAUCUGGGUGGAGUCGACCCCUCCACCGUGGAGAUGUGCUACCCGCCAAUCAUUCAGAGUGGCGGAAACUACAGCCUCAAAUUCAGCGUCGUCAGCGAUAAGAAUCACAUGCACUUCGGUGCGAUCACGUGUGCGAUGGGGAUCCGUUACAAGUCCUACUGCUCAAAUCUGGUGCGCACGCUCAUGGUCGACCCGCCGCAGGAAAUGCAGGACAAUUACAACUUCCUGUUACAGGUGGAGGAGGAGCUUCUCAAAGAGUUGAAGCAUGGAGUGAAGCUCUGUGAUGCUUUUAAUGCCAUCCUGGAGUUUGUCAAGAAAGAGAAACCAGAUCUAGUUAACAAACUCACCAAAAAUAUUGGGUUUGCGAUGGGGAUUGAGUUCAGAGAAGGAUCGCUCGUACUUAAUGCAAAAAAUCAAUACAAACUCAAAAAAGGAAUGGUUUUCAGCAUCAGUCUGGGAUUUUCUGAUAUGAUCAACAAAGAGGGAAAGAAAGAAGAGCAGAAGAAAUAUGCGCUCUUCAUCGGAGACACCAUACAGAUUAAUGAGGAGGACCAAGCUACCGUUCUCACGCCUGUCAAAAAGAAGAUCAAAAAUGUUGGAAUUUUCCUCAAGAACGAUGAUGAAGAAGACGAGGAAGAGGAUGAUAAUGCAGAGGAGCUGUUUGGGAAAGGAGCACGUGGCGCCGCCCUGCUGACUGACAGAACCAGGAAUGAGAUGACAGCCGAGGAGAAGAGGCGGGCCCAUCAGAAGGAACUGGCCAAUCAGGUGAAUGAGGAGGCGAAGCGUCGACUGACAGAGCAGAGAGGAGGACAACAGAUCCAGAAAGCCAGGAAGUCAAAUGUUUCGUAUAAGAACGUGUCGCAGAUGCCUCGCGAAAAGGACAUCAGAGACAUGAAGAUCUUCAUCGAUAAGAAAUACGAGACCGUCAUCAUGCCUGUCUUUGGCAUCGCUACUCCCUUUCACAUCGCUACUAUAAAGAACAUCAGUAUGUCUGUUGAAGGAGACUACACCUAUCUGAGGAUAAACUUCUUUGUGCCGGGCAGCUCGCUGGGACGUCACGAGGGAAAUAUCUUCCCCAAUCCAGAGGCCACGUUUGUCAAAGAGAUUACGUAUCGUGCGUCUAACCUCAAAUCCCCCGGCGAUCACUCCGUUCCCUCCACCAACCUGCAGAACGCCUUCCGCAUCAUAAAGGAGGUGCAGAAGCGCUAUAAGACGCGUGAAGCGGAGGAGAAGGAGAAAGAGGGCAUCGUCAAACAAGACUCGCUUGUUAUCAACCUCAACCGCAGCAACCCCAAACUCAAAGACCUUUACAUCCGCCCCAACAUCGCUCAGAAGAGGAUGCAGGGCUCGCUCGAGGCGCACACCAACGGUUUCCGUUUCACAUCGGUGCGUGGUGAUAAAGUCGACAUCCUGUACAACAACAUCAAACACGCCAUAUUCCAACCCUGUGACGGGGAAAUGAUCAUCGUUCUACACUUCCAUCUCAAGAACGCCAUUAUGUUUGGUAAGAAGCGUCACACAGACGUGCAAUUCUACACGGAGGUGGGCGAGAUCACGACAGAUCUGGGCAAACAUCAGCACAUGCAUGACCGGGACGACCUCUACGCUGAACAGAUGGAGCGGGAGAUGCGACACAAACUCAAAUCAGCCUUCAAGAACUUCAUUGAGAAAGUCGAGUCGCUGACCAAGGAGGAUCUGGAGUUUGAGGUUCCAUUCAGAGAUCUGGGAUUCCAGGGCGCCCCCUACAGGAGCACAUGUCUACUGCAGCCCACGUCUAGUUCGCUCUGUAACGUCACGGAAUGGCCUCCAUUCGUGGUGACCCUCGACGAGGUGGAGUUGGUUCAUUUCGAGCGAGUCCAGUUUCAUCUGAAGAACUUUGAUGUUGUCAUUGUUUACAAAGACUACAACAAGAAAGUCACCAUGAUCAACGCCGUGCCCGUCAACUCUCUCGACCCUAUCAAAGAGUGGCUCAACUCUUGUGAUAUAAAGUACACAGAGGGCGUCCAGUCUUUGAAUUGGACGAAGAUCAUGAAGACGAUCGUUGAUGAUCCCGAGGGCUUCUUCGAGCAGGGCGGAUGGUCUUUCCUCGACCCAGAGAGUGAGGGCAGUGGAGCCGAGGAGGAUUCAGAGUCUGAGAUGGAGGAUGAGACGUUUAACCCUUCAGCUGAUGAGGAGGAGGAAGAAGAGGAGGACAGUGAUGAAGAUUACUCAUCAGAGACAGAGGACUCUGAUUACAGCGCGUCUCUGGGCAGCGAGGAGGAGAGUGGCAAAGACUGGGACGAACUGGAGGAGGAAGCCAGGAAAGCGGAUCGCGAGAGUCAAUAUGAGGACACAGAGGAGACCUCAAACAGGAAGAGGAAGGGCCGUUCAUCAGCCCCGCCCCCUAGCAGCAAGAAGAAGAGGCGGCAUUAGAUGAUGCACACACACCUAUAGAUAUACACACAUACACACUGCCAAAUCAGUUUCCCACAAUUCUCUUUUAUUCCCACCCCCCCGCCCACACACACACUGUGUUUGGUGUAAAUAGCGUUGGCGUGUGCUGAUGCGUGCUGUAGAAUAGCGUUUUCAUAUCAGAGGAAGGAUUUAACCCCUCACACAUCUGUAUUUCCCGUUUUCCUCCUCCAUUCCGGUGAAUGGCAUCUCUCAGGUGUGUGUGUGUGAGCGCUGUUCUAACCCAGUAGACGUGAUACAGUGUUGGUGUUUUAUGCGCAUUACGUGACUCAUUCACAUUAUUGUGCCGUUCCUCUGCAUUUCGGAAUGAAUCGAUGGACCGUUUCCAUGCUGAUGUGGUUUUAUGUUAGUACUUAAUAAUUCUGUUGCGCUUUUUUUCUAAUUUGAGGGGGCAUGAGCAUACUCGACAUAAACAUACACUUUUUUAGUUUUUCUUUAAUACUUGCUCAUUCUGGAUUGAUAGUCUUGUAUUGUUCAAUCAAAUGUUUUUUUUUUCUUUUCUUUUUUUAAUAAAAGUUCAAGGAAAUAAAACCAA